AAAAAGUGAAAAAAUGCCCAAGAAAUCGUCCACAUCUUGCCAGGCUCGAAGAAAGGCUCAAGCUCAGACAUCUGUCGAAACAGUAGCUAAAAGGAGAGGUCGUCCAGCAAAGGAAAAGAAACAACCUGUUCCGAAAAAAGCUGAGCCAGCCAAAGCUUCAAAACCAAGAGCCCGAAAAAGUGCCACUGGAAACAAAUCCGAGAAGCCUCAAGCAUCAGUCGCCGAGCAAGCUGGAAUUUCACAAAUUCCACAGCUUCAACACAACAAUGAAGUUAUUGGUAUCGAGGCUCCAACAACUUCAGCUGCUCCUUCAAGAGCUCAGAUUCCGGAAGUGCCAGUAGUGGAGCACAUCGAACGGCAUAAAGUAGCCGCUUACCUCAAUAGGACAUACUUGAAUAGAAGAAGAUUAAGGUUGCUUCCAAUUGAUACCCACGAAAUUACGAAGAUUGCUAAAAAAUGUCGUGUAUCGGUAAGAGAACUCAAUAUCUAUUUCGGAGCUCGUAUGAGACUAACUCAGCUUGGCUAUGGUUUGACACUUGUUGAGGAAAAGUUCGAGUACGAGUGCGAAGCCACACAGAAGCUUCUUUUACAGUCUUACCGAGAAGACUCUAUGGUACCGGAUCAUGAAAGGUUGUCAAAUCUAGUGGAACGCACAAAUUGGAGAAGUGGACAGAUCUGUCGUUGGUUUUUGGAUCACAAGUACUCGACAAACCAGUGCACCUAUGCUCUAGCAGAGUUGGAGCAGGGCUGGAAAGAUUGUGACCCACCAAUUAAUUGGGAGAAAGUAUUCCUGGAGUCGGAGGAUCUACGGAAAAUGUUCACACAACUUCUCGCUCAGAAACGUCUCUGCACUGAGCUGGAACUCAGAUUGAUCACCAAGAACCGAAGCCGUAUCGCAGAUCUUGUGACAUUUUACCACAUACAGCGCGAUCAAAAAAGGCAGUAUGAAGAAAAAUUCGCCGAGGAGGAGUUGGAUAAAAUUCCUUUCGAAGUCAAGAAAAAUUUGAAUAUAUAUUUUCACUAUAUUAUUGGAAGGAGGACCACAGAUAAUCAGAAGAUCGAGGAUUUUAUUCAAACUUCCAAUGUUAAUAUUGCAAGCCAAGUGCUGGAACUCUACUUCAAAAGAAGAAAGCAAACGAUGGAGGGCGUGUUACCCGAAAGGAUGAAGACGCCCCGAGAAUCCAGACUUGUGAAGAACGAAGUCGAAGAUGCUCCAACACCGUCAGAGAUUAUCAGAAGAGCUAUGGAAGAAGCAACUUCCUGGGAUCCUCCCGAAAACAUGGCUACUGAAGAAGGCUCCGAUCCAUCGCCUCCAAGAGUCUACACUCCAAUGGAGAUUGAGCAAGAGUCUCCUGCAUUGGAAGACUGGGGCUGUCGAGAAGGUUCGGAAAGAUCUGAGAACUUACCUUCAACAUCUGCUAUUCCGAUGGACACUGCUCCUGCUCCACCUGCAUCGGAAAGCGCUAGAUCCUCGCCAGCAAUGGAACCCGCAACAGAAGAAGAAACCUCCGGAAGUUCAGAUCCCUCGCCUUCAACAUCAGACUUGUGCUCCUCAAUGCACGCCUGCGACUCUCCUGCGACUCCCGAAUCGGAAAACAGGGUUUCUGAAGAAAGAUCAGAGAGUUCAAGAUCUUUGCCUCCAACAGUCGCUGUAUGCCCCGCAACGGAAACCGGAGAAGAUCCUCAUGCAUCUUCAGAUCCCUCGCCUUCAACAUCGGACUUGCGCUCAUCAAUGGACGCCGAUCCUGCGACGGAAAAAAGAGCUACUGAAGAAAGAUCAGAGAGUUCUAGAUCUUUGCCUCCAACAGUCGAUGUAUCCUCUCCUCCACCUGUUGCCAGCUCAUCGUGCUCACCGUAUCCAGCAUUGUUGGCGUCUGCCGAUGCUUCACCUCAAGUACCAGCAUGGGCUUCAGCCAGAUCUUCCAUUUCUCGUUCCACUCCAGUGGGGCGAAAUAUUCAAGCUCACUUACAGCCUAAACUGGAGCCAGUCGAUGACGAAAUCAGGUUUCUGGGUUUUAAAAGUGCAAGUACGCCUCAAAAAGUGGAGCACAAAGAGCUCAAACCAGCAUCGAAAAAGCUCCACACACCACCCAGCGGCUCCCUUGAUUGGAAAACUUGGACUAAGCCUGACGUGAUUGCAUGGGCUAAGCAGUUUUUGGACCAGAAGUAUUGGGACACAAUUAGCCUGUCGGACAUGAGUGGACGUGAUCUGGCAGAGAUUGUGUUGGGUGGUCGGGAAGUCUCCAGGAAGUUAUACUGGGAUUUCCAAUAUUUUGAAGCUCUACGAGUCGAGCUUCAUGCUGUGAUGAAUGUUUUCAACGGGUUCGAAUUGGAGACAGACGUGUAAAAUAUGACCGGGGAAAACUUAUCGCUUUAAAUAUUUGAUUAAUUUUUAUAAUUUUUUUCUGGAAUGAAUCGGGUACCGUA
This is a messenger RNA of Caenorhabditis elegans, 2427 nucleotides long. RefSeq names its product SAM domain-containing protein (gene T10D4.6). The coding region runs from base 14 to 2347 and encodes 777 amino acids. The transcript has 10 exons. Lineage: Eukaryota; Metazoa; Nematoda; Chromadorea; Rhabditida; Rhabditidae. The record is from RefSeq and is marked reviewed.